Messenger RNA from Eimeria necatrix, 807 nucleotides. Its product is annotated as pyridoxal phosphate phosphatase, putative. Gene Ontology annotation, molecular function: phosphatase activity. NCBI's taxonomy places the organism in Eukaryota, Apicomplexa, Conoidasida, Eucoccidiorida, Eimeriidae. The record is from RefSeq and is a predicted model, not a curated record. The coding region runs from base 1 to 807 and encodes 268 amino acids. The transcript has 3 exons.
AUGGCAGCUGUCUCCCCCUCCGCAGUUUCCCUGGUGGUGCCUGCAGCAGCAGCUGCUGCUGCUGCUGCUGUGUCGGCGUCUGGUGCAGCAGCAGCAGCAGAACUCUGCAGCAGGCGAGUUGCUGCUGCUGCGCUGCUGCAGCAAUUCGAUGUCUUCGUCUUUGACUGCGACGGGGUCUUGUGGCACGGCAGCAAACUGCUGCCGGGCAUCCGGGGGAUGCUGCAGCAGCUGCAGCAGACCCCCCGCAGCAGCAGCAGCAGCAGCAGCAGCAGCAGCAGCAGCAAAAAGAGCGUCUACUUCCUCACUAACAACAGCACUCUCAGCCGCAGGGGUUUUAUCGAGAAGCUGAAUGGGCUCGGAAUCACGGCCACGGAACAGCAGGUUCUGUGCACAAGUUAUUCUACGGCCAGGUACAUCCUGCAGCAGCGGCAGCAGCAGCAGCAGCAGCAGCAACAGCAGCAGCAGCCCUGCAGCAGCAGCAGCACAGAGCAGCAGCAGCAGCAGCAGCUGCAGCAGCUGCUGCUGCGGCCAAAGGUGUAUGUGGUUGGAGAGAAGGGUUUGCUGGAGGAGCUGCGCCUCAACGGGAUCGACGCCAUUGGUGGACCCGAAGAGACGUACGAAGAAAUAGACUUCGGGAGUGACCCUGGGGUGUACGUACACCCCGAAGUGGGCUGCGUCGUCGUCGGACUCGACCGAAAGUUCAGUUAUAAAAAACUUCAAAAAGCGCAGUUGUAUUUGAACUGCCAAGACUCAGUGUUUCUGGCCACCAACUCGGACCCUCUGGGGAACUUCAAACCGGAGCGCUAA